AACAUGGCGGACCCUCUAGCACUGUUCGCUGGUGAUAGCGACUCCGACAGCGAUUCUAGCGACAAUGACGACGAACUGGCCGCUAAAAACGCACAGAAAACAGACGAGAAGAAACCGCAGACGAAACCCGCCAACGCGCUGCCCGACCCGCUGUCUUUGCUGGCCAGCACAGGCCGCCCGAGUUUUCUGGACAGGCCGCACGAGAGGGGGAUAGACUGGGAGAGGAGAACGGUCAAGGCGCCGGAACCGCCCCCAGACGAGGAGUAUGUGCCGUACUCCUACCGUGCAAAGGGUUCCGCCGCUCUGCCCGCCGUCUCCUCCCACACCACGACAGAGACCUUCGAACCCACGCCCCCUGCAGAGGACCCGACAUCAGAAGGAGACAGGAUUCAGAAGGAGAUGCGAGCCUGGAACUCCCUGUACCAGUACGAGCCCGAUUCGCUAGUGAACGUGAGUGAAGAAGACAAGGCCGUGGCCAAGCUGAUCGCUGAGGAGGCUGUUCUGGAGAACAUGGAGCUGAACGCUGCACAGAAACGGGCGGCAGAGGAGGACAGAGAAGCAGAGAGAGGCGCCUCCAGCAAGAAGCUGAAAUCCGAGACGUUCCGACACAAGGAGAAGCGGAAACGCGACCUGGGGAUGGCCAACCGGGAGAAGAGUUACGUGGAGGAGGAGAAGAGAAUUCUCAGACAGAGCUUUGGGGACACGUAGCAUUCUUACAAACUCACAGACUUUUAUACAGUAACUAGUCUUGUUAAAGCAUGUUUUACUGAACUCACAGACAAGAGAACUUUAGUCUAGCAUUUGGGACACAUAACAUUUUUACAAGCUGACAGACUUCUGUAAGAUAACCAGUUCUAGGGAAAUAAAGCGUGUUUUACUGAACUCACAGACUGAAGAGAAUACUCAGACAGAGCUUUGGGGUCACCUUUUAACCAACUCGCAGACUUUUGUAAGACAACCCUCUCCUAGCUUUGGGGUCACGUAGCAUUUUU
Branchiostoma floridae (Florida lancelet) is the source of this 992-nucleotide messenger RNA. RefSeq names its product UPF0690 protein C1orf52 homolog. NCBI's taxonomy places the organism in Eukaryota, Metazoa, Chordata, Leptocardii, Amphioxiformes, Branchiostomatidae. The coding region runs from base 4 to 708 and encodes 234 amino acids. The record is from RefSeq and is a predicted model, not a curated record. The transcript has 4 exons.